UGACGCAUAUAAUUGUUUAAUAUUAUGGAACAAAUACGCAAUAAAGUACUAUUUAUGACCUAUCGCUUUCUGGAUCUAGGGUUUUCUCGUUUCUUCAUCACCAAAAGGCAAACCCUACAAAAGCCAUUGAUUUUUUUUUCUGGGGAAAAUUAGAAAAAGAACAUCGAAAAUCAACAAAUCAAUCGAGAAAAAAAGAGGCCAUCCAUUAUUAGGGUUUUUCAAAAUUUUUUUUGAGAUCAAACAGCCACAAAAAGCACAGAUCUACGUAAACAAAUCUGACCAAAAGGAAAGUGAAACCCUAAAUUUUACCUUUGAUCCUUCAAAUUGAUCUUUGUUUAUUGUUAUUGAACUUGCAAUCUGCAAAAAAAUCUGGUCAAAUCUAAAGAGAAUCGAAUCGAUCGAAACAACUUGUAAAAACUUUAUUUUUGUGUUGUUGUUGAUGACAAGAAGUUGAGGAUCUGAAUCUGAUGAUGAGUAUGUACAAAUCGGUUGUGUAUCAAGGGGAGGAGGUGUUAGGGGAGGUGGAGAUUUAUCCACAACAACAACAACAGCUAAGGGAAGAAGAAGAUGGGUGGAAAUUUAUGGUGGUGGAAGAAGAAAUGAAGGAAAUCAGAAUAGGACAUAUGACGCAAGGCAGUGAGAGAUGUCCGCCACUGGCAGUGCUACAUACCAUUGCUUGUAGUGGGAUUUGCUUCAAAAUGGAAUCAUCAAAGGACAACAACUACUCUUCUUCCUCUUCUCAGGACACGCCUCCGCUUCAUGUUUUGCACUCCGAAUGUAUCAGAGACAACAAGACUGCAGUAAUGCCUAUGGGAGAUUAUGAGCUCCAUUUGGUUGCAAUGUAUUCUAGGAACAGUGACGGACCCUGUUUCUGGGGAUUCAAUGUGGCAAAGGGACUCUAUGAUUCUUGUGUUGUCAUGCUGAACCUAAGAUGUCUUGGAAUUGUAUUUGAUCUGGAUGAAACUCUGAUUGUUGCAAAUACAAUGCGCUCGUUUGAGGACAGAAUAGAGGCUUUGCAGCGAAAAAUAAACACCGAGGUUGAUCCGCAACGCAUGGCGGGUAUGGUAGCAGAGGUUAAGCGUUAUCAGGAUGAUAAGGCCAUAUUAAAGCAGUAUGCAGAGAAUGACCAGGUUGUUGAAAAUGGGAAGGUGAUCAAGAUUCAGUCAGAGGUUGUUCCAGCCUUGUCUGAUAAUCACCAACCUAUUAUUCGACCUCUCAUUCGGUUACAAGAGAAAAACAUUAUUCUGACACGCAUCAAUCCACAGAUUCGUGAUACUAGUGUUCUUGUGAGAUUGAGACCUGCAUGGGAGGAUCUUCGAAGCUACUUGACUGCAAGAGGGCGAAAACGGUUUGAGGUUUAUGUUUGUACAAUGGCUGAAAGGGAUUAUGCUUUGGAAAUGUGGAGGCUUCUUGAUCCCGAGUCAAAUUUGAUAAAUUCAAAAGAAUUAUUGGAUCGUAUUGUCUGUGUCAAUUCUGGUUCCAGGAAAUCAUUAUUUAAUGUCUUUCAAGAUGGAAUAUGCCAUCCAAAAAUGGCAUUGGUUAUUGAUGAUCGCUUAAAAGUUUGGGAUGAGAAAGAUCAACCUCGUGUGCAUGUUGUUCCAGCAUUUGCCCCAUACUACGCUCCUCAAGCUGAAGCAAAUAAUACCAUUCCAGUUUUAUGCGUUGCAAGAAAUGUUGCUUGCAAUGUUAGAGGCGGGUUUUUCAGAGAAUUUGAUGAAGGCCUUUUACAAAAAAUACCUGAAAUUUCAUAUGAAGAUGAUAUCAAAGAUAUUCCUUCAUCUCCCGAUGUGGGAAACUAUUUGGUCUCUGAGGAUGACCCUUCUGCUUCCAAUGGAAACAAAGAUCCACUUUUAUUUGAUGGUAUGGCAGAUGCUGAGGUUGAAAGAAGACUAAAGGAGGCAAUUUCAGCUGCAUCAACAGCUUCUUCAGCAGCCAUUAACCUAGAUCCAAGGCUCACCCCUUCUCUUCAGUUCACCACUCCAUCUUCUAGUUCAGUUCCACUGCCAGCAGCUGCUCAACCAUCAAUGGUGUCGUUUCCAAACAUGCAGUUUCCUCAUACAGCUCACACAAUUAAACCGGUGGCUCCUGUUGUGGCCCCAGAACCAAGCCUGCAAAGUUCCCCGGCUAGAGAAGAAGGUGAGGUUCCAGAAUCUGAAUUGGAUCCUGAUACGAGGAGGCGGCUUCUGAUAUUGCAACAUGGGCAAGAUACAAGAGAUCACACACCUCCUGAACCUACAUUUCCCCCUGUAAGACCUACAAUGCAAGUUCCAGUUCCACGGGCUCAAUCACGCGGAAGUUGGUUUUCUGCAGAGGAGGAGAUGAGCCCUCGGCAACUGAACCGAGCAGUUCCCAAAGAAUUUCCUUUAGAUUCUGAGCGAAUGCAUAUUGAGAAACAUCGACAUCCACCAUUUUUCCCCAAGGUUGAGAGUUCUAUUCCAUCUGAUAGACUUCUUCGUGAAAAUCAAAGAUUAUCAAAAGAGGCACUUCAUAGAGAUGAUCGGUUGGGGUUAAACCAUACACCGUCUAGUUAUCAUUCUAUUUCAGGUGAGGAGAUAACCCUGAGUCGAUCAUCUUCUAGUCACAAGGAUCUUGACUUUGAAUCUGGACGAACUGUUCCAAGUGGAGAAACUCCAGCUGAAGUUUUACAGGAUAUUGCAAUGAAAUGUGGAGCCAAGGUGGAAUACAGACCAGCGUUGGUUGCUAGCCUCGACCUGCAAUUCUCCAUUGAGGCUUGGUUUGCUGGGGAGAAAAUUGGUGAAGGAAUUGGCAGAACAAGAAGAGAAGCCCAACGUCAGGCUGCUGAGGAUUCUAUAAAAAACUUGGCUAAUACAUAUUUGUCACGUAUUAAGCCCGAUGCUGGGUCUGCACAAGGGGAUGUAAGUAGGUUGCUCAACACAAACGACAACGGCUUUCUUGGUAAUGUGAAUUCAUCUGGGAACCAGCCAUCGUCUAGAGAAGAAUCUAUGUCGUUUUCAACUGCAUCAGAACCAUCUAGGCUUAUUGAUCCAAGGGUGGAAGGCUCCAAGAAAUCUAUUGGUUCAGUCAUUGCGCUUAAAGAAUUAUGCAUGAUGGAAGGCCUUGCUGUAGCUUUUCAACCGCAGCCUCCUUCAUCUAAUCCAUUGCAGAAAGAUGAAGUAUACGCACAGGUUGAAAUAGAUGGGAAGGUUCUAGGGAAAGGGAUUGGGUUCACAUGGGAAGAGGCUAAGAUGCAGGCUGCUGAAAAGGCCCUUGGAAGUCUAAGAUCAAUGCUUGGUCAAUUUCCUCAGAAACGUCAGGGUUCUCCAAGGUCAUUCCAAGGUAUGCAAAGUAAACGGCUAAAGCCAGAGUUUCCACGAGUUAUGCAGCGGAUGCCCUCUUCUGGUAGAUAUCCCAAGAAUGCUCCUCCAGUUCCUUGAAGACCUAAAGGCCUUCCAGUAGACUUCUCAUUUUAUAGUGUAGCACCUGUUGUGACAUCUGUACAGUACACAACAUAGACAAUGGGUGAGGGCUGUUGAGACCUGCAACCCAAGUUGACUGUUAACUUCAGUGUUUCUUGCGUAACGUGUCUGAAGCCCCCACAGAGGAGAUUUCAUGGUUUAAAUUCUCCAGAAAGCACGAGGGAGAUGUUUUACCGGAUUUGCAUUCACCGUCCUAUCCUUGCCUCGAGGAAUUUGUUCAGUUCAGACAGAUGAUAAAUUUGGUAAUGUAAUGGUUUUUCUCAUCAAAAUGCUUAAACAGUCCACAAGGUGGCAAUUGCAAAGGGAGGCGUCCCAUAGCCCUCUGCAUUGUUAUUUGGUUGAUGCUGCUACUACCAAAUUCUUGGUGGAAGUUGGUUAUUUACUUGUAGAAGGAUUAGCGGGACACAGGCACUAAUGGAAGGCAAGGCAAGGCACAGCUUCUUCCUGUUGUUUACCACACAACAGUCAACAGUGCUUACUAACCAUAGCCUGUUUUUUACCAUAGAGCCUGCGACCCAACUAACUGGUUUGCUAUUUCUGUCUAUUCGUGAGGGAAUUACACUUGGAAACCAGAGUCUGACAAUGGUGAAAUUUGCUUAGUUGACUGAGCUGAUGUAAUGCAAUUUUUGGCUUUUCUCA
Durio zibethinus is the source of this 4076-nucleotide messenger RNA. RefSeq names its product RNA polymerase II C-terminal domain phosphatase-like 1. The record is from RefSeq and is a predicted model, not a curated record. Gene Ontology annotation, molecular function: RNA polymerase II CTD heptapeptide repeat phosphatase activity. Lineage: Eukaryota; Viridiplantae; Streptophyta; Magnoliopsida; Malvales; Malvaceae.